AACUUUAGUUUAUUGUCUCGAGCUGUUUUGCUUGCAGUGAGUCAGGAGCUCGAAAAGGACCGAGAAUUUAGCAUAUAAUAACAUAUAACGCCUUUUAGUUCCUUUUGACCACAUUCAAGCCCAGUUAUGCCAUCCGACAGGUCCUUCAAACAGAGACGGAGCUAUGCUGAUCGUUGCAAGGAAGUGCAGCAGAUACGAGAGCAGCAUCCCAAUAAAAUUCCGGUGAUCAUUGAGAGGUAUAAGGGGGAAAAGCAACUUCCCGUCUUGGACAAGACCAAGUUCCUCGUUCCUGACCAUGUUAACAUGAGUGAGCUGGUAAAGAUAAUCAGGCGUAGACUGCAGCUCAACCCCACCCAGGCGUUUUUCCUUCUUGUCAACCAGCACAGCAUGGUCAGUGUGUCCACCCCCAUUUCUGAGAUCUACGAACAAGAGCGAGAUGAAGAUGGCUUCCUCUACAUGGUUUACGCCUCCCAGGAGACCUUUGGUUGCUAAGCCGGCCACUCGCCCGUUGAGGGAGGGACAGCAGAGGGAGGAAGAGACGUCAACAGGAAGCAGGCUCACCCAAAUGUACUCAUCAUCCCUGCUCUUUCCUUGCUGGUAUGAAACAAAAUAAAGCCGUUGUUUCUUCUCCAUGUGACACUACAGUGCAAACCACAGCACAACCGUAAACGCUAUUCAGACCCUUUGCCCCAUUUUAAACUUAGUUGUUGUUUUUUGUAUAAGCUCAAUAUAGGUAUUACAAUGUUAAUACUUUGUAUUUGGCCCCAGUUGCUUUUUUUCCCUGGCAUUUUAUUACUUUUAGGCCGUUAUGUCAAAUAAUUAGUAGCAUAUGUUCUUGUAAAUAAGUGAGUGUUUAUUUUUCUUUGUUUUAGGAUUAAUUUGCUUUUUCUGUCUGUUUGCUUAUAGUAAUUUCCUGUUGCCAGACCUUAGUGGUGCUGGUGUAAGAUUAUAAAAUCUUACUUCAGAAUUAAGUGCUUAUUAAUCAUAAUGUAGCGUAGUUCUCAUCAAAUUUCCUGUCAGACGCAUUCUGUGGUUCCCAAAACAAAACUGUAAAGAGACCAGUGGCUCCAAAGGUGCAAUUAUUAAAAUUAAUUGAAGUAUCAGAGGGUUUCUGAAGCCUUUAUGAGCCUGUGUUUAUUUCUGGGCUCCUGUGUAAAAAUAACUCAUCAUCCACUCUUUGUAGAAUAAAGAUACUGCCUGACAGUAACUGUACUCAAAAGCCACAUUGAUCUGUACUGUACACAUUUGAGCCAGAAGAACCUCUGAGAUCUUUUGGCAUCUGAGAGUAUUCUGCAGUCCGACUCACAUAUUCU
Molecule: messenger RNA, 1313 nt
Organism: Sinocyclocheilus anshuiensis
Lineage: Eukaryota; Metazoa; Chordata; Actinopteri; Cypriniformes; Cyprinidae
Product: microtubule-associated proteins 1A/1B light chain 3A-like
Exons: 4
Coding region: 127-492 (121 amino acids)
Source: RefSeq, a predicted model, not a curated record